Molecule: messenger RNA, 2322 nt
Organism: Prunus persica (peach)
Lineage: Eukaryota; Viridiplantae; Streptophyta; Magnoliopsida; Rosales; Rosaceae
Product: protein SUPPRESSOR OF npr1-1, CONSTITUTIVE 1
Biological process (GO): defense response; signal transduction
Source: RefSeq, a predicted model, not a curated record
AUGAAUCCACCUACAAAUGAGAACUUCCUGUGUCAAUGGUCAACAUUUACAUAUGACGUCUUUCUGAAUUUUAGAGGCGAGGAUACAAGCACCAAUUUUACAGAUCAUUUGGACAAGGCCUUGUCUGAUAAAGGCAUCUACACCUUCAUUGAUGGAGAGCUUACAAGAGGAGAUCAAAUAUCGCCUGCCCUUGUCAAAGCAAUUGAAGAAUCAAGAAUUUCUCUCAUUGUAUUCUCUGAAAACUAUGCAUCUUCGAGGUGGUGUUUGGAUGAACUUGUUGAAAUAUUUCGAUGUAAAGAAUCAAAGCAACAAAUAGUUUUACCCAUUUUUAACAAGGUGGAUCCAUCUCAUGUGCGAGACCAAACAAGUAAAUUUGGUGACGCAUUUAAAGGCCUUAUUGAAAGCAAAUUCAAAGAUAACGAGGAGAAGGUGCUCAUAUGGAGGGAAGCUCUUACAAAAGCAGCAAAUUUGUCCGGACAUCCUUUCAAGGAUGGACAGUAUGAAGCUACAUUUAUCAACAACAUUGUUGAUGGAAUCUUAAGCCAAGUACUGAGACGCACAUAUUGGAAUGUGGCCAAGCACCCAGUUGGAAUUCAGUCUCAUGUACAAGAUGUGAAAAAGCUUUUAGAUGUUGAUGGGAAUGGUCGUCGCAUGAUUGGGAUAUGGGGGACAUCUGGAAUAGGCAAGACAACAAUUGCAAAAGCUAUAUGGAAUGCAAUUGCCCAUGAGUUUGAAGGAACUUGUUUCUUGGAAAAUGUUAGGGAAAAUUCGCCACAUGGAGGCCUAAUCCAGCUACAGAAGACUCUUCUUCAUAAGUAUCUAGGCAAAAAGUUGAAAAUUUAGAGUGUUGAUGAAGGAAUCGGUGUUAUAAAAGAACAGCUGAGGGUAGUGAGUCAGUUGGACCAAUUAGACAACUUGGCUGGAGUUGGUUGGUUUGGUGAGGGUAGUAGAGUCAUCAUAACUAUUACAUUCUUUACAAUAACUACACAAGAUAGCGGAUUGCUAAAAUGCCAUGGAAUUGAGUUGAUAUACGGGGUCCAUAAGGUAUUUGACUACCAAGCUCUUGAACUUUUCAGUUCGAAUGCCUUCGGAACAAAUGAACCUCCAAAUGAUUAUUUGGAACUCGCACAACGUGCAAUAGCUUUUGCUGAUGGCCUUCCACUAGCUCUAACAAUUUUAGGUUCUCAUCUUCGUAAUAGAGAUAAAAAAAUUUGGCAAGCUAUAUUAGAUGGUUACAAAGGAGAACCUUAUACACAUAUUGAAAGAAUACUUCAAAAAAGUUAUGAUGCAUUGGACGAUGACGCAAAAGAAGUUUUUCUCGACAUUGCAUGUUUCUUCAACGGUGAAAAUAAGGACUAUGUGCUACGAAUAGUACCCAAAAAUUGCAUUGAAGGAACAAGAAAUAUUAAAGGCAUCAUGGUGAAGCUUCCAGAAGCUGAGAUAAUCUUGAAUCCAAAAUGCUUCAGUAAUAUGGUAAAUCUUCAAAUUUUCAUAAACCGUAAUGCAUCUCUAUGCAGGCACAUUAACUAUCUGCCCAGAGCGUUAAGAUUUAUUGAUUGGGGUAGAUGUCAGUUACAAUCUUUGCCACCCAAUUUUCAAGGAAAUCGUCUUGUUGAGUUCAAUAUGCCUUGCAGUCAUAUCAGACAAUUGGAGGGAUUUAAGCAUUUGCCAAACCUGACAUCUACGAAUUUGAGGGGUUGUCAAUUCUUAGAAAAAAUCCCAGACUUAUCUGGAAUCCCAAACAUAAAGUACUUGCAUCUAAGUGAGUGCACAAGUUUGGUUGAGGUUGAUGAUUCUGUUGGAUUCCUUGAUAAACUUGUUGAAUUGGAUCUUGAUGGAUGCGUUAACCUUGCGAGGUUUGGAACAAGACUUAGAUUGAAAUCCUUAGAAACACUUCGUCUAUGGGGAUGUGAAAGGCUUAAGAGUUUCCCAGAAAUAGAAGUCAAGAUGGAAUCACUAUGGGCAUUGUAUAUGCAAGGAAGUGGCAUAAGAGAAUUACCUCCAUCAAUUGCAUAUCUUAUUGGGCUUCGAGAAUUGUAUCUCGGUGGAUGCUUCAAUCUUACAACGUUUUCAACAACACUUCAAUUGAAAUCCUUAGAAAGACUUGAUCUAUGUGAUUGCAAAAGGCUUGAGAGUUUCCCAGAAAUAAAAGUCGAGAUGGAAUCACUACAGAUAUUGGAUAUGGAAGGAAGUGGCAUAAGAGAAUUGCCUCCAUCAAUUGCAUAUCUUACUGGGCUUCGAGAAUUGUAUCUUGGUGGAUGCUUCAAUCUUACAAGGUUUGCAACAACAUUUAGAUUGAAAUCCUUAGAAAGACUUUGCUAA